Molecule: messenger RNA, 2155 nt
Organism: Anopheles funestus (African malaria mosquito)
Lineage: Eukaryota; Metazoa; Arthropoda; Insecta; Diptera; Culicidae
Product: venom carboxylesterase-6-like
Exons: 3
Coding region: 113-1813 (566 amino acids)
Source: RefSeq, a predicted model, not a curated record
CCUUCAUCCUUAACCUUGUGUCUGACCUCCAAAUUUGUUAACCCGCCCAGUGCGAUGUACAUUCGUAAAGAGUUGCUUCUCGUUCUACCAUGUUUUAUGUUUCCUUUCUGAUAUGAGUAUUAUUUCUCUUGCUCUUUCAGUUACGCAAUUCACCCGUAAUGAAAUGGCCGAAAAUUGCAUCGUUGAGGUAUCUUCCGGUUUGAUAAAGGGUUUGAUAGCCCCGCUGCCCGACAGCGAUGAUGUGUGCUACUGCUUCAAAGGCAUACCGUAUGCUAUCCCACCCGUCGGAUCGUUACGUUUUCGUCCCCCACAACGCUUAACGCGACACACGGAAGGUACAAUAGACUGCACCACAGAACGGGCCGUCAGUUUAGCCGGCAGCUAUCUCCCACCGGAACCGCAGCUCGCGUCGGAAGACUGUUUGUUCUUGAAUGUUUACACACCGAUAAACCCAAACGAGCUGGGGAAGGCUGACCGGCCGGAGAACAUACGCCCACUACCGGUAAUGGUGUGGCUACACGGUGGUGCAUUCUGUACCGGAAGUGGCGGCUCGUCUAUUUACCAUCCCGAGUGGUUGAUCGCCCACGGUGUAAUUGUCGUCACAGUGAACUAUCGGCUUGGACCUGCCGGUUUCCUCUGCUUACCAUCGGUGGGCAUUUACGGCAAUAUGGGACUGAAAGAUCAACGUUUGGCACUGGAAUGGGUGCAAACCAAUAUCGGCAAGUUUGGAGGUGAUGCUGGCAAUGUGACCCUGUUUGGGGAAAGUGCUGGAGCAGUUUCGGCCCAUCUGCACUAUCUGUCCAAGGGCUCGCAGCAUCUGUUCCACAAGAUCAUAUGCCAGUCCGGUGUAGCGUGCAGUUCGAUCACGUUUCAAAAACAUCCGGAAACCAAAACCCGACAGCUAGCGGCAUACUUUGGCUGCUCAUCGGAAGCAUCCGAUACUGAAGUAUUGGAUACUCUCCUCAAUAUUGAGCCGGACUUGUUAGCCAAAUCGCAAAAAGAAGCACUAACACCGUAUGAGAAAACACUUGAUUCCGUUUAUCCAUUCCGACCGGUACUUGAGCGACCAGAUUCGAUUGAUCCAAUAAUAACGGAAGAUGUAUUUGCGUUGCUGCGACAGUCGAAUGAACCAUCCAAACCAAUGAUACUCGGUGUGACCAAUGAGGAAGCAUUGUACAAGAUAAAUACCUUCCGGCAACAUCUGCACCGAUACGAGGAAGAUAAAUGUCGCUUUAUUCCCGACUUGUUGAAUGUUCCGCUAGACGAGCGGCCACAGGUAGCUCAACGUAUUGUAGAUUUCUACUGCGGUCCGGCUGGAGUAUGCUUAGAGCGAGAGUUAGAGCUAAGCCGCAUAUUUACGGACACCUUAUAUCUGAUUCCCGCUGUACAAGCUGCUGAACUGCAGCUAAUCCACAUGCAAGGGGAAAUAUUUUUUUACCACUUUAGUGCGGAAACGGAACUGAACAAAUUCCGUCAACUAUGGAAGGUACCAUCGGAAUAUCGUGGAGCAAGCCAUGCAGAUGAUGUUUGCUAUCUGUUUAGCUCGCGUUACUUCGCUACGGAUGCGUUAGCACACGGUUCGGAAGCAUGGAAAUUGAGAAACGCGAUGUGCAGUCUGUGGACCAGUUUUGCCAAAACGGGUGUCCCACAGCUGGAAGACACCGGUGUGAAGUGGACUUCCCUAAAGAGGUCAGAAAUGGAAUCGUCUAAUUUAUCGGCGCUGGAAAUAGGUGUCGAAUUGAAAAUGGUACAAAAUCAUCUCAAUGAUCGUGUAACGUUUUGGAGGGAACUGUUUAAAAAGUACAAUAAUUAGUUGAAUGUAUUUAUUAUACUAGUCUCGAUCACUUAAACUCAUUUUAUGGUGUCUGAUAAACAGAACUGUGUUUGUCGGAUAUUGUUAUCAAUUUUUCGUCUGAUGUUUGAUUUAAGGUCAUACUGAGAAAUGUAAAAUCAUUAUCUAUAAUGGCAUAUCUUCGAUCCAUUUAAUCGGUUUUUAUUGGUUGAUCCGAUAGUACGCGUGUCAAAUUGUUCGAUAAGAUAGCAUUUAUCUUGCAUAAGCUUACUUCUUUUAUAAAUAGUGCGUAAGUAUUGAAGAAUUUAAUUGAAACAUUAGAAAAUAAAGAAUAUACUUAAGAUUUCCGUUCGUGAUAAAAUC